Zophobas morio is the source of this 5136-nucleotide messenger RNA. RefSeq lists its product as uncharacterized. Lineage: Eukaryota; Metazoa; Arthropoda; Insecta; Coleoptera; Tenebrionidae. Bases 1 to 5136 code for a protein of 1711 amino acids. Gene Ontology annotation, biological process: DNA integration. The transcript has a single exon. Gene Ontology annotation, molecular function: nucleic acid binding. The record is from RefSeq and is a predicted model, not a curated record.
AUGACGAUUGAAAGGGAAAUCAAAACACUCAAGACGAAAAGGGCGGUUGUCAAACGCAGGUUUACUCAAUUUGCACAUUUUUUUAACGAUCCGAUUAAUAAAGGUAAAAUCGCGGAAAUUGAAAAAAGAUUAGAAGGUGUACAGUCAUGUAUGCAAGAAUUCGAAAAUUGUUAUAUGCAGCUUCACGACUUGGACGAAUCUCAGGUGAAUAUUGACGAUUUAAAUGAAUUUGAGAACGAAUUUUACAGGGUAGUCACGGAAGCUGAAACUUUUGUUAGCAGUAAAGGUAGUACAGAGAUACCGUCAGACAAUAUUAAAUGUAUACCUAACAACGUAAAAUUGCCAGAUAUCCAAUUGCCCACAUUUACAGGCAUAUUUACAGAAUGGAUUAGCUUUCGUGAUACGUAUUUAGCGCUUAUUCAUAAUAGUACGUUAACUCCAAUCCAAAAAUUUCAUUACCUGAAAGGUGCCUUAAAAGGGGAUGCAAAGCAAACCAUUGAGCACUUAACACCCACAGCAGAAAAUUAUGAAUCGGCGUGGUCCCUGCUCGAGGCGCGCUAUGAAAAUAAUCGCUUAAUCGCACAGCAUCAUGUGCGCGCGCUUUUCGCUUUAUCCGCCAUAAGCAACAAAGAUUCGAAAUCACUUAGAUCACUUAUACAAGCUUUGAAUUCAAACCUUAAGGCCUUAGAGAACCUUGGUCGUCCAACAAGUCAAUGGGACGAUUUACUCAUUUACAUAAUUACUUCCAAAUUUGAUCAUAAUACUAUAAUUGCGUGGGAGACAACGCUUUCAAAUAUAAUCCCUUCGAUGCAAGACAUGAGCGAUUUUUUAAACCAACGCUGUCAGAUGUGGGAAUCACUGGAGGUUAACGCAACCAGUAGGUCUAAUUCUAAUUUUCAUAAUAAGAUUACCAAAAAUCCAUACAUCAAUAAUCGGGUGAUCUCCCACGUGGCGAACACAUCUGCUCCCUUUGGUAAGUGCCUUUAUUGCAAAGAAAUGCACAAUAUCUAUAAUUGUCCUAAUUUUUUGAAUUUAUCUAUCGAACAAAGAAUCAAUGAGAUCAAAAAACGAAAAUUAUGUCUUAACUGCCUGAAAGGUGGACACAAAUUGAUGUCAUGCAAUUCCAGUAACUGUAAAAAAUGCAACAAACGCCACAAUUCCUUGCUACACAUAAAUGAACGCGAAACAAGUACAUCUCCCGAACCAUCAACUUCUUCUUUAAACAGUGUCAGUAGUCAUUGUGCACAGAUCUUGAAUAAAAAUAUUACAUUAUCCACUGCCAUGAUCAACGUGUCUGAUGAACAUGGUAAAUUAAUCCAGUUUCGUAUACUCUUAGAUAAUGGUUCCGUUUCCAACUUCAUAACUGAAAGAGCUGUAAAACAAUUAGGUCUAAAAAACGUACAAACGAUAAACUUGUCAGUUAUAGGAAUAGGAUGCAGCUCUUCAGUAAUCAAUAAGACAGUUAGCGCUCGAAUUUCUUCAAUUAUCAAUAAUUUUAAUGCAAAACUCGAAUUUUUAAUAGUCUCAGAAAUAAUGGGCAACAUACCAUCCACCUCAUUUUCGCCCAUAAACGAUAUUCCAAUAAAUAUUAAACUUGCCGAUCCUUUGUACAAUGAAUCUAAACCAGUAGAUAUUUUAAUUGGAAACGAAAUUUUUUGGGACCUAAUGUGUGUCGGUCAAAUUAGGUUGAGUAAACAGGGUCCGGUAUUACAGAAAACCCAGCUUGGUUGGAUUAUCGGGGGCGUAGUAGGAUGUUUUAAUAAUCAAAAAACUUCGUCAUGUCAUGUUACGAAUCAUUCAUUAGAACAGGAGGUAAAACGGUUUUGGGAAAUUGAGCAGUACCCGGAGGACCAACCUCCUGAAAUUAAUAACAUCUGCGAAAAAUAUUUCUUAGAAGGUUCUAGGAGAUUAGAGAAUGGCCGGUUUUCGGUAAAAUUACCAUUUGUAACGAAUCCACCGGAUAUCGGUGAGUCUAGGAACAAAGCAUUAAGGCUGUUUUAUAAUCUCGAGAAACGCCUUCACAAGGACCCUCACUUAUUCAAGCAAUACUCAGAAUUUAUCCUAGGACACAUGACGGAGGUUGCUAAUCCUAACAAUUCUGGUUAUUUCUUGAGUCACCACCCAGUUAUUAACGAAUCCUCAAUAACGACCAAAUUAUGCGUUGUAUUCAAUGCCUCAAUGCAAACCACUAACAAUAAAUCCAUUAACGACAGCCUCCUAGUAGGGCCCAAUUUGCAGCAAGAUCUGUUCGGCAUUUUAAUUCGGUUUAGAUUUUAUAAAAUAGUGAUAACCGGCGAUAUUCAAAAAAUGUACAGACAAAUACUCUUGCAUGAAGAUCAUAGAAAAUAUCAACAAAUAUUCUGGCGCGAUAACAUAAAUGAGCCGGUGAAGGUAUUUCAGUUAAACACCAUAACUUACGGUUUUGCUAGUUCAUCUUAUUUAGCUACCAGGUGUUUAUUAGAACUCGCCAGGUACGCAGAGCUCGAAUUCCCUGACGCGGCCAGGGCAAUUUCUACAAGUUUCUAUGUCGAUGACCUUAUUUGCGGUGGAGACACACCGGAACAAGCGGCGCAAUUAUUGCAAGAAAUAAAGCGCAUUUUAAAAGGGGGAGGGUUUGAGCUGCAUAAGCUUAAUAGCAAUUACCCUCAAGUAAUUUAUGGCAAUGAACAGGUAGGCGAAACUUAUACAGUAUCCUUGGAUAAGCAGGGUCCGACAAAGACUUUAGGGGUACUUUGGGAUAACAAUGCGGAUGCUAUUAGAUUUUCAACUUGGGAAAAACCUGCAUCGAAGGUAAAGGUAACAAAGAGAAUCAUCUUAAGUACAGUCGCAAAGAUAUUUGACCCACUUGGACUUGUUGCAACCGUCACGGUUACGGCAAAAAUAAUUCUGCAAAAAUUAUGGGCCUUAAAAAUCAAUUGGGGCGAAAGUGUACCUUGCGAUUUGUACACAAUAUGGAAGAAUUUUAUGAAGUCACUUCCGGAACUGAAUAGUAUAACCAUACCGCGUAGAGUAAUUCAUGAUUCAACACAAGUUCAAUUGCAUGGUUUCUGUGAUGCAAGUCAAUAUGCAUAUGGCGCGUGCAUCUAUUUACGGACCAUGGACCCGUCAGGUACUUAUCGAGCCAAACUUUUAUGCGCGAAAAGUAAAGUUGCACCCUUAAAGCAGCUAACAAUUCCCCGGUUGGAAUUAUGCGCGGCACUGUUAUUGGCACGUCUCACUAACAAAAUAAUAAAAAUUAUAAAUAUUCCUAUUAGCGAAAAAUUUCAUUGGUCCGAUUCGUCAAUCGCAUUAGCAUGGAUACGUCUUAAUCCGUCGACAUUAAAGACAUUCGUUUCGCAUCGUAUUAAUGAAAUACAAUCAUUAACAGACAUUUCAGACUGGCAUUACGUCCCCUCUAGUAAAAAUCCUGCGGACAUUUUAUCAAGAGGGGCUACUCCAUUACAAUUAAAAAUGUCCCAAAUGUGGUGGACCGGUCCCAACUUCCUGGAAGGUCACCACCAAAAUAUUCAAUUUGUCAAAGAUGAGCGGACGCAGCUACAUAUUCCAGAAGUAAAGUCUGUUUGUUGUUCAUCAGUAACAAAACCUAGCGUACAAUUUGAUUUACUAACCAGGUUUUCUACCUUUUCAAAAUUAAUCAGAGUCACUGCUUUCAUUUUACGAUUUAUAAACAAGGCAUUGAAUAAAACUCCAAAAUUUAAUGGUCACUUAUCUUGCGAGGAAUUGCAGCGCGCCCAUGAUUGUGUGAUUAAGCUAUUGCAAGCCGAAGCCUUUUCUGAAGAAAUUCAUAAUUUAAAAAAUCAUAGGCAACUCCUACACAACAACAAAAUUUGUAAUUUAAAUCCCUUUUUGGAUCAUAAAGGCCUACUAAGAGUAGGGGGUAGAUUAAAAAACUCCAAUUUAGACGUCGAGCAGAAACAUCAAUUAUUGCUUCCCAAAGGUCAUCAUGUGACAAGGUUAAUCAUUAAAAAAUAUCAUGAAGACAAUUUGCAUUCUGGUUGCCUGGCAACUUUAUCAGCCAUUCGCCAAAAAUAUUGGCCCAUUGCAGCCCGCAGUUUAAUUCGUCGUGUAAUUUUUAGUUGUUUUAAAUGUUACCGUGUAAAGCCUGUGGCAUUUCAACAGCUCAUGGGCGAUCUACCCAAAGAACGUAUCACGCAAGCUCGUCCAUUUCUUAUCACAGGUAUAGAUUAUGGGGGUCCUUUCGUCAUAAAAAAUGGGUACGGGCGGACCACAAAAAGGAUAAAAAUUUUUAUCGCUAUAUUCGUCUGUUUCGUCACCAAAGCAGUGCACAUCGAAAUGGUCUGCGAUUGCACAACAUUCACAUUUUUGAAUGCCUUAAAGCGGUUCAUUUCACGAAGGGGUAAACCGAGUCACUUAUAUUCAGACAACGGCACAACCUUUGUUGGUGCAAAUCGCCAACUACAAGAAUUAAAAAAUCUUUUUGAGUGUGAUGAGUUCAAAUCCAAUGUAUUGGACAACCUGGCAAAUGACAACAUAAAUUGGCAUUUUAUUCCACCUCGUGCGCCACAUAUGGGCGGAUUGUGGGAGGCCGCAAUAAAAUCUACUAAGGGCCAUUUAAAAAGGGUAUUAGGGGAAACUUUACUAAACUUUGAGGAGAUGAAUACAUUAUUGGCAAUGAUAGAAGCAUGCUUGAAUUCCCGUCCAAUUAUACCCAUCUCAGAAGACCCUAAUGACCUAUCUUCCUUAACCCGUGGCCACUUUCUCAUCGGCACUCCGUUGACGGCUCCGGCGGAGCCCAUUGUUGGCGAAUUACCCACCAACCGCAUGAAUAGAUAUCAGCUCGUGGAGAGCUUGAGGCAGCACUUUUGGCAACGAUGGUCGAAGGAGUACCUGCACAACAUGCAACAGAGGACCAAAUGGAGCCGUACACCAACACAGCGUCCAGCACUAGGAGACCUCGUCAUCCUGAAGGAAGACAACACUCAACCCUUACAAUGGCCUCUGGGGCGAAUCUGCGACAUACAUCCUGGGCAAGACGGUCACUGCAGGGUGGUAACAGUGAAAACUGUGCGCGGAGUGUACAAAAGGCCUCUCUCGAAAGUGUGUGUAGUGCCGCGCGAAAAUGAAGAAACUCGAGCGCUUAAUCUCAGUAAUAAACCACCUACUGUACUCAUUUAA